UUUAUCCAGAAUCCUUCACUACCGGAAGUGCCGGGCAGGUGAAGGCUUUGGAAACGAUCCACCCAAUUCCAUCAGGAGAACAUGGAUUGCUGCUAAAUUGUGGAUAAAUACGAUUAGAGCAAGAGUCGGGCCUUCGUUUACAUUUAGUCUAAAACGCUGUAUUGGCAGUUUAAUGCUGUGACAACAUGCCCCGCUAUUGGAUUCAAUGAAGUGCGUGUUUUUUCCUGGGCAGUAACGAUUGAAAUCCUGUCAGUUCAUAAACCAGAAGAUGGGAGGCUGGAGUGUGUUUGUGACCGGCUGUGUGUGGGCGAUUCUUCUCCUGGCUCUGUUUGGAGAUUCACUUGGCAUCUGCGCCCGAGUUUGAUCCCUACAAAGUUCUUGGAGUGUCCAGACACGCCAGUCAGGCCGAAAUCAAGAAAGUGUACAAGAGACUCGCAAGGGAAUGGCAUCCAGACAAGAACAAAAGUCCAGGGGCAGAGGACAUGUUUAUCAAGAUCACUAAAUCUUAUGAGAUUCUGUCCAAUGAGGAACGAAGGGCAAACUACGACCGUUUUGGUCAAAUGGACGAGAAUCAAAACUUCGCACGAGCGCCCCAGGGAUUCAGACACUUUCAUGACAGUUUCUACUUCGAUGAAUCUUUCUUUCACUUUCCCCGGACCAGUCGAGAUUUCACCGAGAGCAAGCACCUCCUUCACUACAACCAAUACAUGAAUGAGGUGCUGCCAGAUAGUUUCAAGAGGCCCUACCUGAUCAAGAUCACAUCAGAGUGGUGCUUCACCUGCAUUCACAUUGAGCCCGUAUGGAAGGACACUGUGCUGGAGCUGGAGCCAUUAGGGGUUGGUAUUGGUGUGGUGGACAUUGGAUAUGAAAGACAGUUGGCUAACCAUCUUGGUGCCCACCGCACACCUUCCAUACUUGGUGUAAUCAAUGGCAAAAUCACUUUCUUCCACUACUCUGUGGUCAGGGAACACUUGAGACAGUUUGUGGAAAGUCUUCUGCCCCAGAAGCUAGUGGAGAAGGUGACGGAUAACAGCUACCUCGAGUUUUUAAACAGUUGGCAUGAGGAGAAUAAACCAAGAGUAAUAAUGUUUGAUGUAGCAUCUAAUAUCCCUAUUUUGUAUAAGCUCACUGCGUUUGCCUAUAAAGACUACAUGAGGUUUGGCUAUGUGGAUAUGGGCCUGACCGAGACCUCCCAAGUUGUGCAGAGGUUCAACAUCAACACAUACGCUCCCACCAUGCUCCUGUUCAAAGAGAAUACAGAGAAACCGGCUGAUGUUAUACAGGCAAGAGGGAUGAAAAAGCAAAUAAUUGAUGAGUUUGUGUCCAACAAUCGUUUUCUGCUGGUGCCGCGCCUGGUGAAUCAGAAACUCUUUGAUGAGCUGUGUCCAGUUAAACAGUUCCACCGUCGCAGGAAAUACUGUGUUCUUCUCGUUACUGGUGAAGGAGAGCAGUUUGUGUCAGUGAAUGAGGCGUUCUUUGACUUUGCUUCCUCCAACACUAAAGAAGUUCUCAGGUUUGCCUAUGUUUAUCAGAGAAAACAGCAGACUCUCUGUGACACCCUGCUCAAAAAGGACGACACAACCCCUCCACAGGUGAUUCUUCUGGAGAGACGCAGCGCUUCCGGAAGGGUGUUGUAUCGGACAGUGACGGGUGGAUGGAAUGGAAGUGAUGAUGAUAAGCACCGUCUCCAUGAGCAGCUUGAGCUCCUGCAAAGAGACCCCUCCUACCUUACCCAUGAUGCCAUGCUGCCUGAACUAAACAAUGAGUUUGCGUCUAUGUUUCUGAUUCAGUGGAUAAACACUGCAUAUGAUUACCUUUCUCAAUUUUACUUUGAUCUUCUGUACUCUAACUGGCGUGAGAUGAUGCCCGUACUGUCUCUGAUCUUCUCCGCUCUUUUCAUCCUCUUUGGCACUGUAAUCAUUCAGGCUUUCAGUGACUCUGGGGAAGACAAACCAGCCAAACAAAAGGCCACUGAUUCACCAAAGACAGCGGAGAGCUCUCCAGGACCAGAGAGCACUUCAAGUCGUCCACCUAAGAAGAAUUUUGUGGAGGUGACGGAGCUGACGGACAUCACCUACAUGAGUAACCUAGUCAGGUUAAAGCCUGGUCACAUCAACGUAGUGCUGAUCCUCACUGAUGCUUCUAAGCAAGUGCUGCUCAGAAAGUUUGCCAAAGAAGUAUAUUCAUUCUCAGGGUCACAGACUCUUCACUACUCCUUUUUAAACGUGGACAAGCACAGUCAAUGGAUGGAUUCACUCAUGGAGUCGGCUCCUGAUGCCAGGCCGUCAGACUGCUUGGACGAAGAGGAAGAGGAGGAGGACACCACCUCCAACAAAUCAGACUACACUGGACACGUCCUGGCGCUCAACGGCCACAAGAAGUACUUCUGCUUAUUCAGACCUGUGUUUACAGGGGAGGAAGCCGAAUGUAGCAGGUGGUCCGACGAGGACGCGGCGACGGCCGGGCCAAGCAAAGCCUCGAGGUCCCGGUCAAGUUCCCGACAGAAGGCCACCACUCUGGAGAUCCACCACAAACUGGACCGGCUGGGUCUGUGGAUGGAGAGGCUUAUGGAGGGAACUCUACCAAGACACUAUGUUCCGGCCUGGCCCGGUCUGGACACUAUAACGCCACAGAAAUAAGACUCCCGUUGGUCUUCAGGCCUAUUGCAGGAGGCAUGCUGUAGUGACGUGAAAGAUGUUGAAUUCUAGCUUUCAGCAUCUUCUCUAUCCAAAUUACUUGGUUAUUUUGUAAGAUAUUAAGUUAUUCUGUUAAACGCACUGGUUAUGAGUAGAGGUGUUCUUCGUUUAGAGCACCAUGUGCUCGUCUGCUGCUUUAGGGGCAAAACUCCUUUCCAUCUGCAACGUACACUGUCUUUUUGCUAGUAUGGUUGUUUCAUUACUGUAUGGAGGCCAAUAUCCAGAUAAAGCCACUUUGUGUAGCUUCCAACAGGGCUAAUGUGUCUCAACACGGCUGGGUAUAUGGCGGCUACGGCCCAACCUUAUGAUUUUGUCCAGGGCCCUGUGAAUUCAAGCGAUGGCCCUGGCUUCAGAAGCAGUUUGUAGUAAGGUAACCUUUCUGCCUUUUUUCCAGUCACUAUUUGGAUUAUAGAAAUUAGAAAUUGUGUGUAUGUUUGUGUGUGGGGGAAAGGUUUAGUCAACCCAUUCUCCUUAUGCAAAAUCUCUAACUAAAAAUUUACUAAACUGUGGUGCAUGAAAGGUCACUAUGUUAUGUUUUGAAAACUUGAGAAGAUGCUUAGGUUUUACUGCCAUUUGUGCAUGUGCUGCCUUUCCUCAAACCGCAUACUUUAAUUUCAUUUGUUUCAUGUUUUGCACUUUGAUGACUUGCUUAGGAUUCUUUAAUUCAUAAACUUAAUAAUAUUUAAAUAGAGGUUCUAACUGUAUCUGAAAUAUCAUAACCAGUUGAAUCAGGUUAAGAAUGUCUCUAGAUCAACAGUUGGCAUUUUCUUUUAAGAAAAUGACUUCUUUUUUAUGUUGCACUUUUUUGUGGUUAAUUUGCAUAUCAUGUGCAUUGUUUAAAAAUAAUAAUAAAGUUUGUACUGUAGCAACA
This is a messenger RNA of Megalobrama amblycephala (Wuchang bream), 3567 nucleotides long. RefSeq names its product DnaJ (Hsp40) homolog, subfamily C, member 16 like (gene dnajc16l). Bases 483 to 2639 code for a protein of 718 amino acids. The record is from RefSeq and is a predicted model, not a curated record. The transcript has 16 exons. Lineage: Eukaryota; Metazoa; Chordata; Actinopteri; Cypriniformes; Xenocyprididae.